AACACCUUGCCACAAGAGGGGGAAGAGACCCAUUCAUGAGUUCUCAAGUCGCAGGAAAACUCCGAUUAUAGAAUCUAGAAAGGACGUUUGCUCUUCAUCCUACAAGGACAAAAGGUCCAAGGAACCAAGCCGGCUAAGACGUGAAAUUCUACGACUAACGAUAUGGCAUCUGAUAACCAAACAUGGAGGAACACAAAACUCCAAGAAGAAAUAAAAGAAAAUUGGAAAGCAAGAAAAUACACAAAAAGGAGAAAAUUCAUUAUCUCAGGACUCCUUUUUCCAUUAAUUACAUUUUUCUUCAUAAAAACUUACUUGACUUUUUCCAGUUCAGCAGAAGAUAACAAGACUGAGACCCUGCAUAAAAGAGACUUGCAGCUAUCCAGAAAUAAGAGACACUUUCCAAGAUACAGUGACUUUGACACAAGCAAUGACAUAUAUGUAUACGCUUGCAUAGGAUAUGGGGUUACUUGUUGCAUGAGUUUUUACUUUUUCCAUAGCAACACCAUUGAAAUACACGCCAGAAUAGAAUCCAAGACAAAGUUCACAAAAAUGCAAGGAUCAUAUGUACAUAGUAAUACAACUGGUACAUAUGAGUGUAAUCUAACAGAUAUGGGAUUCUGGGUUAUAGUUAUAAAAGGAAAUGAGACUACAGCUUGGACUGGGGAUGUAACUAAUGUUAAGGUACAUACUCCUUCUGUGGGAGGAUCCAAAACUGAUAUUUGGUUUCAAACACAAUAUUAUUUACAGUUUGUAGAUCCUGAACAUUUACAAAUUACAGGAGAUGAAAAGGGAGAUGUAACUCGAGUAUGGGAUUUUCAAAUGACAAGAAGUUUAGCUCAAGUCAAAGUGAAGGUGAUGAUUACUGUUGUGGAUUUAAUUAUUCCAGACAUAAAAGUAUCGCCACAAUCUCUUAAAAUAGAAGAAGGAAAGGAUAAUUUAACUUUGAUGUGUACUACGCAAAUAGAAUUACCUCAGAAUUCACUAUUAACCUGGAAGAGAAAUAGUGAGUUGUUGGGCAGUCUUUUCUAUAGCUCAUCUAGCAUAAUUCGUAAGGGCAAUUUUGGUAAUUUAGAUUGGAAGAAUAAUAGUUUGAUUUUUCAUCACACUAAUCCAAAUCUAAAUGACUCAGGUAUAUAUGAGUGUUGCCUAUCAUUGGAAAAUUAUCCUAUGAAAUGUGAUAUUGCAAAUGUUGCAGUUUUAUCCCCUGAAAAAACGAAAUGUACUAACGGAAAAUUUAUUCCCGCAAGUCCUUUUUAAAUUAAUCAUUUCCAAUCCAGACAUCUUUUAAGAGAAGGACGCUUUGUGAUUAUACUUUGGAAAUUUAACAUUUCUGAAUGGAAAAUUUCAUCAAGGUAUCCUCAAUGUCAAGAGUAUCUAGUUAAUAUGGAAUUGGGUAUUGAUAAAUUGUUUGGAACUAAUAGUAAAAACAACAGCAGGAAUAAACGAGGUAUUGCAGAAGGAAUCCUCGGAGGAAUUGGAAUUGUUGGAAGUAUUACCAAUAGUAUGGAUAUUACUACAUUAAAAUCUGAUCUAGAAACAUCAGGUUUAGUGGGAAGUAAAAGUAUCAAAGUUCAGAGAAAUUUAAACCAAAUAUUAGAAAAUAUGGUAAUGAAGACAGCAACGGUUAUAGGUCCAUCUAUUAUCCAUUUACAAAAUAUUACUUUGGAUUUAAUGAAGAGUGAACAACAUUCCCACAUAGCCAGAACGUGUCUAGAGAUACAGACAGAGUAUUCCACCAAUUUUAAAAUAACAGCUCAAGCAUUCCAAAGUGGAAUAACUCCUUUAGG
This is a messenger RNA of Rana temporaria (common frog), 1787 nucleotides long. RefSeq lists its product as uncharacterized. Lineage: Eukaryota; Metazoa; Chordata; Amphibia; Anura; Ranidae. Bases 163 to 1257 code for a protein of 364 amino acids. The record is from RefSeq and is a predicted model, not a curated record. The transcript has 2 exons.